Messenger RNA from Sander lucioperca (pikeperch), 1006 nucleotides. RefSeq lists its product as uncharacterized. The transcript has 4 exons. Bases 170 to 1006 code for a protein of 278 amino acids. Lineage: Eukaryota; Metazoa; Chordata; Actinopteri; Perciformes; Percidae. The record is from RefSeq and is a predicted model, not a curated record.
GAGUUGUGUUAGCAGAGUGAACCGCUAACAACAACAACCCGUCAGAGUUUAGCUCAGUAAGCGGAGGAGAGGCGGACCGAGCCCGGAUACAGCUGCUGCUCUGUGGGGGGCUUAGAACCGGGAAUGAAGCCGAGAACAACAACAACAGACCACCUGUGCUGACGCUAACAUGGCGCCCAAACAAACCGCUAAGCAGAAGCGCGAGGCCAAACGCCACGCGCGUGCAGCUGAGUCCGACGCAGCGCGAGCCACACGCCUGGUGGGCGACACGGCACGCAAGACCAAACGCCGAGCGGAGGAAACGCCGGAGAUGCGGGCGGAUCGCCUGGCUAACCACGCCGCACGCAUUGCUAAACUGAGAGCAAAGGAAACGCCGGAGAUACGAGCGCUGCGCUUGGCGAGCAACGCUGCGCGCACAGCGGCCUCGAGGGCGCAGGAAACGCCGGAGAUGCGAGCGAUGCGCUUGGCGAGCAAUGCUGCGCGCACAGCGGCCUCGAGGGCAGAGAAGGUGCAACAGAUGCGAGCGGCACGCCUGGUGGGGGACGCCGCACGCCUACAGGAAGAUUACAGCGCACGCCUGCAGCCGGCACCCCAUGUCGAUGCGAUGGAGUCGAGAGGGCCGCCGACGGUCGGCGGGGUUCUGCAGCAGCACCACAUCGGCGUCUCCCGUCUCGCUUUGCCUCCAGACGACAUAAACCAGAUUAUUAUUAAAGAGGAGCAGCAGGAGUGUAGCUCCAGUGUGGACCAGCAGGAGCCAGAGCCCCCCCCACACAUUAAAGAGGAACAGGAGGAACUGUGGAGCAGUCAGGAGGGAGAGCAGCUUCAAGGGCUGGAGGAGGCUGAUAUCACCAAGUUCCCAUUCACUCCUGUCCCUGUGAAGAGUGAAGAUGAUGAAGAGGAAGGUAGGAACAACGUUAACAGGGUUUUUAGGGAGGGAGUGGGGGUGGGGGGACAGAAACAAGCUGCAAAAUACAAGGUAGGUGAUCUAGAGAACCUCGAGGAGUAA